Coregonus clupeaformis (lake whitefish) is the source of this 4807-nucleotide messenger RNA. RefSeq names its product aryl hydrocarbon receptor 2 (gene ahr2). The transcript is spliced from 13 exons. The record is from RefSeq and is a predicted model, not a curated record. Gene Ontology annotation, biological process: regulation of transcription by RNA polymerase II. Gene Ontology annotation, molecular function: protein dimerization activity; nuclear receptor activity; transcription cis-regulatory region binding. Gene Ontology annotation, cellular component: aryl hydrocarbon receptor complex; nucleus. Lineage: Eukaryota; Metazoa; Chordata; Actinopteri; Salmoniformes; Salmonidae. Bases 413 to 3733 code for a protein of 1106 amino acids.
GGAUUGGUUUGAGUAGCAGAAAAAGCAGCCAUUGCGUUCGCGCAACUGGUGUACAGUAUGUCAAUGCAGUAGGAAUGACAGCUUGAAAAAAAUGAAAAAAGGACGGAGUCAAAUGUGUUCCGAUCACGCACGCUAUUUCUAGCUGCUGUCUGCUGUGUAGUGUGAAAGGUUUCCCUAAACUUUUAUAUCAAAAAGCAAUUUGGGAUGUAUCGGUCUGGUCUACCAAGAGGAAUAGUUUCUACGCAUAUUUGGAGCUUCGACUUAUGAGACGUUCUGUGCAUCGGCGGACUCUGGAUAUUGACAUUAUACAGAGCUUUAUCUUGUCGUGUUUCUUCGAAAUAUAUCUGCAAGAAUAAGAGGGAAACGUAUAGGAUAGUCUUAUUCUAUAGACUUUCUUAGUGAGAGAUACAUCAUGUUGGGGAGUACGGCGCAGUACGCAGCUAAGAAACGGAAGAAGCCUGUUCAGAAAAUUCCUAAACCCCCUUCUACAGAUGGCAUCAAGUCGAACCCGUCAAAGCGACACAGGGAUCGGCUGAACGGAGAGCUGGACAAGUUGACCGGCCUUUUGCCGUUCUCAGAGGAUGUACGUGCGAGGCUGGACAAGCUGUCUGUGCUUCGGCUCAGUGUGGGAUACCUCAAGGUCAAGAGCUUCUUCAAUGCGACCAUGAAGAAAGGCAGUCCAGGGUGGGGGGUGGAGAGAGCGCUGGGGUUCGGAGGGAAUGGACAGAUCCCUCUAGCGAAGACCACAACCACUACAACCUCUGUGGAUGGGGUCAAGUUCUCCGAGGGAAACCUUCUGCUCCAGGCCCUGAAUGGCUUUGUGCUGGUGGUCACGGCGGAGGGAUACGUGUUCUACUCCUCUCCUACUGUUCAGGACUACCUAGGCUUCCACCAGUCAGACGUGGUCCACCAGAGUGUGUUUGAGUUGAUCCACACUGACGACAGGGCCUUGUUCAGACGUCAGCUCCACUUCGCCCUAAACCCCAACCAGUUUGAUACAGAGCCAGGGAAAACAGAGAGCCUGCAGCCUACCAACAGCAGUGACAUCACAAGCAACAUAGUGAGCUACGACCCGCAGCACAUUCCCCCUGAGAACUCUUCCUUCCUGGAGAGGAGCUUCGUCUGUCGCUUCCGCUGUCUCCUGGACAACUCCUCUGGCUUCCUGGCCCUGAACUUCCAUGGGCGUCUGAAGUACCUCCAUGGCCAGAACAAGAUGUCAGACGGUGGAACCAUGGACCACCCCCAGCUGGCCCUGUUCGUGGUGGCUACCCCCAUCCAAACCCCCUCUAUCCUGGAGAUCAGGACCAAGACACUCAUCUUCCAGACCAAACACAAGCUGGACUUCACCCCCAUGAACGUUGAUACAAGAGGGAAGGUGGUUCUGGGCUACACUGAGCUGGAGUUGUGUGUGAGAGGCUCUGGAUACCAGUUCAUUCACGCUGCUGACAUGAUGUACUGUGCCGACAACCAUGUCAGAAUGAUAAAGACAGGUGAGAGUGGUCUGACAGUGUUCAGGCUCCUGGCCAAGACUGGUGUGUGGGUCUGGGUACAGGCUAAUGCCAGGCUGGUCUACAAGGGAGGGAGGCCUGACUUCAUCAUGGCCAGACAGAGACCGUUAUCAAAUGAGGAGGGUGAGGAGCAGCUUCGCCAGCGGAGACUCCAGCUGCCCUUUAACUUUGCCACUGGGGAGGCUAUUCUCUACGAGGUGGGCCCCUCUCUGGACAUAGCUGACAUUCCAACCCAGAGCAAGGGCCCUAAGGUCAGGAAGAUGGCCGAAGAAAUGGCCCUGGACCCUGACUCCCUGCUGGGCUCCAUGCUGAAGCAGGACCAGGCCGUCUACAUGCAGACCAGCCCCAGCGAGCCCUCCAGCGAGCUCCCCAACCCUCUGGAGCUGUGCUCCUGGGAAGACCAGGCCUUCAGAGACAGCCACGCUCUGGCCAAUGUGCCUGGUGAUUCCUGGCAGUCCCAGACCCACACAAUGCCCAAGCCGGACGUGAGCGUCCAGGACAUGAUGGAAACACUGCAGCAGAUCAUCGGGGACAACAGCCUGUGUUCCAGCCUGGAUGUGGACCCCAUAGAGCUGAAGGACUGGGAGAACACUCUGCUGAAGAUGAGCUCCAGCAACUGUGAGAUGUCCGAGGACCUGGAUGACAUCUUCAACCACGACAUCCUGUCAUAUGUGGAGGAACAUCUCUUAAAGGAGAACGGAGGACUCAAGAUGCCCGAGCAGCUGGACUCACUGCUGGGGUCCAUCAGUGUCAACAAUCCAAUCCUGGAGGUACCAGAGUGCCUUACAAAUGUCAACCUGCAGGGGAAUACCAUGAUGCCUGGAGGAAAGGGCUUCAACUGGGGGGUUGAUCCCCAGCAGAACCAGUUGCUCGGGAUGGGAGGCCCGAGUGCGGCUGAAACAGGGAGUAAAAUUCAGGGCAUGUUGAAGCUGACACACAUGGGCCCUCAGAUGGGAUUGAACGGCCCCACACUCCAGCAGGCUUCCUCCAGCAACACCUAUGCCCAGUCCCUUGGAAAGAACCUGGGCCUGCAGAGCAACGCUAACCCUCUGGCCUUUAACCCUGCCCUGGCUGGCUCCUGUGCCCAGGUGCGGCAGAACCAAACCAAGGGUAGGCAGCAAGGCCUCCAGGCCUCUCAGAUCCUGUCCAGCCCUGGUAAAGGGCUGGCGUCUUAUUCCCUGAGACAACAGAUACAGCCAGGCCUUGCCAAUCAGAGCUCUGCCACUCAGCUCAUCCCCACUCCUAUAGGUCUGCCAAUCCAGAGCCAGCUGCAGGGGCGGGGCAUGAAUGAUCAGCUAAUGAGAUUCCAGGAACAGAGCUCCAUAAGCCAAUCAGAUCCCUUUGCAGUGCCCGGUCAGGAAACCAUGUGGAUGCCCUUACCCUGCUCCAUGCCCAAAUCCAACAUGGUGGAAACCUUUGCCCAGAAUAUUUCAAAUCAACAACAAGACGUCAUUCUAGAUCCCAACCCGGCUAGCUGCCUACAAGGACACUUUUCCCUGCAGACCCAGAACAGUCUGAAUCAGGGACAGUCUUACCAGCAACAGCAGCAGCAGCAAAUGCUGCCCACGAUGUUACCCCAACAAAAUGGACACCAAAACAAUGUAAUGGGCAGCUUUUAUAAUAACCAGGUGUCUGACUUCCAAAUAGCUCCCCAACUCCCCAUCCCUGGGCUCCAGGCCCAGCCACAACAGAACUCUCAGGCCCAGAACUAUAACAGGGCUCAAACAACAUCAGGCCAGUACAGGCCUCAAAAGACCUCUGCUGUCGUCGCCCCUCCUCUCGUCUCUUCCAACAGCUGCAUGUUCAGCAGCACCAACCCCCCCCUGGUUCCUGUCAACGGGGUCCGUUUCACCCCCAACACGGCCCUUGGUUCCCUGGUACCAUCCUCCUGUCAGAGGGCCACGGCCCCCCUCCACGACCAGAGUCCCUCCCAGGCCUCCUGCUACUUCCAGAGGAACACCAGCGGGCCCAUCGUGGGGUCCUCGACAAUCCCACAGGAUGACACCGACAUCAGCCCUCUGUCCUGUCAGGUGGGGCCUGGUCUAACCCCUGGGGGCCUCACACCAGACAGCCUGCUGGUCCAGCAGCAGUACCUCAACAGCAACGGGCAGACACAGGUCACAAACUGUCCAAUGGAGGAAAACAUAUCGUUCCAGUUCCCGUCCCUGCCCAAUGGAACCACAUACUUCUCAGAGAACAAUCAAACCAACUGUUGCGACUUCUAGAAGGUUCUACAAGGUAGGAGGAACCCGCCUUUUCCGCGGCUGAAUGUAAUUUGUUGAGACACUGAUGUGUAGCCCUCGUCGCUAAACAAACAGACACACGGACACAGACAGACUCACACAGCCAGGUGCCUUUGGGGAUUCUACCACCACCAUGCCUUACUUCACCAAGGAGACUAGGAGACUGGCCAAGAUGGCUUCCUUCGUUUCUCUUCUAUGCGUCUCAAAUCCUAUGUUUGGAUACAAGAUACAGAGCGUUUGGACCAGAGGGCCGUGUGGCUCCUUUUUCUUCUGCAACCAGACUGACUGUCACUGGAGCUCCUCCUUGACUUGCUUUCACCUUGGGUGUGCAUGCCCUGGUCCAAAGUAGUGCACUAUAUAGGGAAUAGAGUGCCAUUUGGGUCAUACACUCACGUCUGGUCGGUUUGGAGGAAAGACAGAAUAUAUUUAUUGGUUGUUUUGAAUUGUACCACGUUUUAAUUGUGGCUCAUUGUGCCUCUGAUAUAAAAGAAUUGCCAGAAUAGUUUUGGAAAGGAAAGACUAAAGAUGAUGACAUAAGCAGUAAUAGGGAAAAAGAGAUAAGACGUUGAAUGAGAUUACUGGGAUUACUUUUACGUUUUUUUUAAAUUCCCUAAAUGCAUAUGAAUAUAUAGGAUCAAGCCAAAUUCCAAAAGGAAAGGUGAGAAAGUCGAUGCCAGAGUAGCCUGAUUAAUUCAUUACAGUAUGACUAUAAGGGCAAGAAGAAGAGCAUUUGCAUUUGGAAAAUGCUAAAUAUGUUGGCAUAUGAUAGUAUGGACAGGAUGUAUGAAUGGUAUACAGUUUAAACUGCAUCAAAUGUUUAUUUUGAUAGUGAAAAAAGCUAUUCCCCAGCAAUCACAGUACUUCAAUGGCUUGAAUGAAUGUGGAGUAAAGAAUUAAAGUUUUUUUAAUAAAAACUAUUUCCCUUGUGAUGGCCUUUGAGACUUGCCACAUAUUCUUGCAUCACAAACCAUGCUCCAUUUUGAUAUAUCCUAUUAUUACAACAAUAUAUGUUAAUCAGAAUGUGAUGACAACAACAACAACAAAUGUAUUUACUCA